Molecule: messenger RNA, 1113 nt
Organism: Nematolebias whitei (Rio pearlfish)
Lineage: Eukaryota; Metazoa; Chordata; Actinopteri; Cyprinodontiformes; Rivulidae
Gene: gemin2
Product: gem (nuclear organelle) associated protein 2
Exons: 10
Coding region: 118-918 (266 amino acids)
Biological process (GO): spliceosomal snRNP assembly; spliceosomal complex assembly
Cellular component (GO): spliceosomal complex; nucleus; SMN complex
Source: RefSeq, a predicted model, not a curated record
CUGCGCGUUUACAAACAAGAUGGUGUUUGUAAUGUGAACACAAAUGGGAAGCUAAAGGAAACGUAUCAGGCAGUUUUUAGGCGUUUUAUUCGUGCACAGUUUUGAUAUUGUUAGAAAAUGAAGUCGGACGUGGAGGAGUUAAUGCCGAGGCUGCUUCCGGUAGAGAGCGGAGCUGCUGCUCGUGAAGCUCUGGACUUUGGUGGGACACCGAGAAACCCCCAAGAGUACCUCAGACAGGUCCAGUUGGAGGCAUCAUUGUGUCCAGAGGUGGUGGUUGCUCAAAUCGAUCCCAAGAAACUGAAAAAGAAACAAACCGUUAAUGCAUCUGUUGCAGGAUGCCAUGCUGCACCUCUGGGUUUCUCCCCCAGCCUCAGGUGGCAACAGCUGCAAGUCAGCAACUUUUCUGAUGCUAGACAGAGCAUCACCAAGAAUAGGAAACACUGGAGUAGCCAGACUCUGGAUGACAAUGUACAGAUGCCAAUGGUAACAGAUGAGGAGGGCUGGAAAAGGUUUUGUUUAGGAGAGAAGAUUUACCAAGGCACCUCAUCUAGCCUUGAAGAUAAAGAUGAUGAGCCUGCAUUGGACUAUAGAAAGAUUGGUUUCCCUCCCUUCCUCAGCAUAGUAAGCAGACUAAACCAGUCCACAGUUCUCAUGUUGUUGGAGAUUCUGAUAAGCUGGUUUGAAGAGCGAGAAUUUGUUCCGCAGUUGGGCUGUUGGUUGUAUGCUUUGUUGGUCUGCUUGGAGAAGCCUUUACUGCCUGAAGCCCACUCUUCCAUCCGACAGCUGGCCAGGAGAUGCGCCCAGCUCCGCAGCACACUGGACAGUCAGGAGGAUGAAAAGCUGCCCGCUCUCAACCUACUCAUCUGCCUUGUUGCCAGGUACUUUGAACAAACUGAUCUGGCAGACCAGCAAGAAUGAACGGGAAGCUGAACUGUUCACUGUCUCAAACGGCUGUGCUGUUGUACAGCUCAUGGCAAAAGAGGCUUCUAGCUCAGUGCAUGCACAUGUGGCUGAACAUCUGGAAGAAAACAGAGCGAGCCCAAACCGACUCAACCAGGAGCAAGACUUUUGUAUUUGUAAGAGUUUUUAUUUUAGUAGCAAUUUGCUGAUAGA